AUGGCGUCCAAAGGGAACUCGGUGUUUUCACGAAUCAUUCGCCGUGAACUUCCCGCUACGUUUCUUCAUGAGGAUGAUCAGGUAAACCAAGAACGAUGUGUAACUCGAACUCUAAUUCUACACCGACUAUACUCGCACCUAUAGUUGCACACCUGCAAAUUCAACAAACUCAGCCUGCAGUCACAACAUUUGCAUAAUGGCUGGUGAAAAUAAGGUAAUCUUGUAUUCACCCCCUUUCUCUAUGGCUGUGGGCACUCGUUAAUAUUCAAACUCCCAGUGACGUUUUGGUGGGUGGGGGAUGGGAUAGGGUGAGUGUUAAAAUUUGAAAUGAGCGGUUUACAUUUGUGGUACCCACACUUUUUUCAAAAAGAUAUCUCUUGAUGCAAGUUUAAAAAAUUGCUUAAUUCUGUAUGUAAAACAAAAUGAAUACUGGGUCAUUAAACGAGGUCUUUGUCUUAAAAAGGGUAGCAAAAUGAACCUAUUUUGCCUACACUAACCAGAUAGACACCGACACAAGAAUAAAUACAGGGGCCUGUAGGCCCGGGGGUAGCACUUGGGUUUUUUUUGGGUGGGUAUGUGGCGCCCGGGACUCCAAAUUGGCACCCUGUUCUAAAAAAAUUUCCCCUAAAAUUGAUACCCCGUUCUAGAAUUCACCCUAAAACUGAUACCCUGUUCUAGAAGUGGGCCAUAAGCUAACGAUUUUCCUUCUCCUCCCCCGUCCCUUUCUUUUGAGCCCGUCUCCAUCUCCCUUGGGUAUCUUAUGGACUCAUUCCAGACUUCCGCGCGAAGAUGGCAGAGUCAGCGCUUCCGGCUCGCACCAAAUUACGCCCGCCCUGCACACUAAAACACAGGGUGCCACAAGAGUACAACAGUUUGCUUGUUAACGCAUUGAACUGUAUUUUUAAAAGCAAUCUGUCCUUGAAUAAUUUCAAAUGGCUGCUUAUAAAACUGGAGCUUUCGUGCGUUGGAAAUAUUAUACCCUGUUUUCGAGAGCGCCUCUGAAAUGGAUACCCCAUUCUAAAUCAGGAGCUUCAAAAUCACUACCCCGUUGGGCGGCACAUACCCGUAUAGGUAAUGUAUGGGAGUACCCCCCCCCCCCGGCCUGUAGGUCAGCAAAAACGUCAAAGCUAGUUUGUUACAAAAUUGCCAUUAGAUUACAAGACCACACUUAAUUACAAAACAACCUCUGAUAAAAAACAAACCUUGAAAGAAGCUAAGUACAAUGCUGCCAGAUACGAAAACCCAAAACCACUUUGUGUAAAAAAGGGAAUGCACAUCCCCGCCUGCUGAAAUCAGCUGCAGUGCCGACAACUCAGGGGCAGAGGUACGCUAAAAAACUAUCUUAUUGGAACUGAAUUUCUCGCGUAGUUUAUUUCGCAAUUUUGACAAGAGAGUAUUUUGCAGAAUUUUAUUUUUAUGAUUUUAACAGGCAAAUGUGAAAAAGGACAUAAAAUUUGCGACUUAACCAUUCUCAACCUCAUUUUAUUUUUUCAAAAGUCUGAACCUUUAAAAACUUUUAGAUAAACUGCAAUAAAUAAUUUCGUGAAAUCUUUGCAAACUAAAGUUAUUUCAAAAGUGAAGAUACAAAAAGGAGCUUACCAGUAAAACUAGUCAGCAAUUUGUGUUUGUCCAUGCAUUUCCUUUAUAUGUCAAUUGUUGCUAUUACAAGUUAAUUCUUUUUUUGAAUUUUCUAUAUGGGUAUAAAAUUUCUCAUGCUUAAAAAUCAUGAUUAUUUAUUUUCGCGUUUUUUCUACAAUCUCGAAAGACACGAAAUUAAUUACCAAUGUAGCUUCCAAAUGAUGACUAUAAACAAAAUUAUAUAACAAAAUUGGAAAAUAAAAAAGUUAGGAGCUCAAAUGAAUGCUGACCUAGACUGAUCCAAAUUUGCAAAUAUGUACAACUAAACAUGUCUCAAAAAACUACCCACAAUUUCUCCUAGCCAAGCCAUUCCUCUGGUCUGUGCCGGCAAAAUAGCUAUUUCUGUCUGUUCUGUUAUAUACUACACUGUGGUAAAUAGCAUUUUUUCACUUAAACAGGGUCAGGGUUUGAAGACCUCAGCGGCACAACUAUACCCAAACUCGCCUUUUGUGCACCCACCAUUACCUGAUCACAUGUAAAAAGGCCAAAAUCUGGAAUUACGUAUUUUUGAUUGGUCCACACACAAAACAUCUAGCACAGUUCUGUUCUGACUGGCUUAGAGGUUUUAUGUUUUAUAGGAUUUUGACACCUGUAAUUAAAUGGUGUUUGAAUAAGAUGUAUCUGAUUCAUUUAAAUAACAUCCUCCCCAGGUUUAAAGGUGAUGUUAUAUGGAUACAUAGACUGAUCUGCAAUAGCGAUUUUUAGCGCAACAAAGCAUCGCAAUGCUAAAACAGUGUUGCAACCAUUUGAAACAAUGUUGCAAAACUGUUUGUGCUUCAAAUUGUCUUCUCAAAUUGUCCUUUGUAACAUAACCUUAAGUUUGUAUUUUCAUUUUUGUGGCUGAUAAUUUGGUCAAACCACCCAUAAGUGACCACUCAAAAUGUGAAGAGUUGGUGUUCACUUAUCAGAGGUGGUUGUAACCUGAGAUCAGGCUCUAUUUUCGUUUCGCUUUGAAAAUUACAUUCCGGCAGGCAUGGUAAAACGAAAAGAGAGCCUGAUACAAACCUUCUACGAAACGUCUGCCACACACUUUUUUGAUUGAUUGACAUUUGCCGAAUCAGCCAACCAAAAUUACUUCCGUUGCUUGUUUUUCUAGUAUGCAAAUUUUUCACACGUGGGAAAAAUGCAGACUGGCUGACUUAAACAAUAGCUUUUAUCUGUUAAUUUUUUCAGCUAAAAAUAAAACAAUUUUGCGAUAAAUAUUAGCGAUAAAAAAUCACGACGUUUCGACCUCUCCGAGGUCAUUUUCAAGUGUAUAAAAGUUCUCUAAAUUAGCAUAGAUAAGUUAAAAGCAAGUUAUAAUAGAUAAAAAUGUGGUGAACGCUAAAAUGUGAUAAAUUAAUAUGUAAAAAUGUAAAAAGUGCUAAAAAAAUAUUUAUAAAAUCAAAAAACAAUGGAAAUAAAACAAUGUUAACAAGAACUACUCUAAACAAAUAAUUUGGCGCGAAUUGAAUCGCACUGUUUGUUAAGUGUCGGUUUCAGUUCUUGGAUAAAAAACAUUUCAAAAAUAAGGCAGUCAAAUUUGUUCUGACACUUUCUUAAGAUUCUAAAACUUUGUGCGAUGUCUUCAGGCUCCAUAUCAUGCUGCUCUCUGAGGUGGUUUCAUUUUUACAUAUUUUAUCACAUUUUAGCGUUCACCACAUUUUUAUCUAUUAUAACUUGCUUUUAACUUAUCUAUGCUAAUUUAGAGAACUUUUAUACACUUGAAAAUGACCUCGGAGAGGUCGAAACGUCGUGAUUUUUUAUCGCUAAUAUUUAUCGCAAAAUCGAUUUCUAAGAAACUACUUAUUAAAAAUAAAACAGUCAGCACAAUCACAUUUAACUUCUUGCGAGAUUAAGGGAGAUCUCGAAGGUUAUUGCUGUUGGCAUAGAAGGUAAAAAGUUUUCGAAAAGACGACGACACGAUGUUCUACUAGUUUUAUUAUUUUGGCUAGUCAUGCUCGAAUUUAAAAUACUGAAAUUUUCUUUUUUUCUGUUGCCUUAAUAUUUUCCUCGGCAAUUUCCCCUGAUUUUCAGUACAUAAAUCUUUUAAAACAAAAGCAAACAGCCAACAAGCGAUGACACCAGUUUUCCUGGUUUAUUUUAUACAAAAAGCGAAGGGAAACAAGUGCCUACACCGAAAAUUCCUUGAAUAGCGAUGCAAUAUUUUUCGUCGAAUACUUCACAGUUCGCGAUUGAGGUUUCUUUUGCAGUGAGCCUUCGCUUGCAUAACCCAUUCAGAGAAGUCAUUCCCAGCUAAACUUUCAAAUGAAACCAGUUUUAAGAUGGACAGUAUUUUGAUUUGCACUCGUUUGUUGGUAAAUCAAAAGACACCUCGUUAGUGGUCAACAACUUGCAGAGGGAUUCAACUCUGCAAAACACUCACGUUAGUUCCCUAAAUAAAGCAAAUCCUGAGAAGAUAUGAACAACCAUAUGAAUUUUCUGAAUUUCCAUGGCACAUAUUAAGGCAUAUUUUCCUACCAUAAGACCAUAAAACAAUAAAAAAGACAGCAUAAUCGAUCUUUCUCUCCACCGACGACGGAUCAUUCACGAAAACAACCACGCAAGGAAUAAGCGCUUUCAACUUCCGGCGUUUCUGACAGCCAAUCAGAUCUUGUGGCAUUGUUCUAACAGCCAAUCAGCGUCACGGCCAAAAUCUGGCUGUAACAAGCACAAACAUGAGAGAGUUUUUAUCAGGCCCAAUUUUAGCGGUAGCCAUUAGAGAGAAUGUAUGAGAACUGCUAAAAUUGGGCCUGAUCUCAGGUUAAGGUGGUUGCUUAUGACAGUCAAACUGCAGGAGGUCCUUUAUGAGGAGAAAUCUUUAGAUAACAAUAAUAUUAUAUGUAAAUCCAUGUUGUUUCUAAAAGUUUGUCUAUUAUGCUGAGUAACAUAGUAGAUGUAGGGAUCGCAAAAAAACAGAACUAUACAUUACACUAGGUGGUCGCUGCUCAAGAAGAGGUUUAAAAACAGUGGAAAAUCUUAAAACCCUCAUGCUAAAGAAUGGUUGCUGUCGCUCAUGGGGGCAGUCAUGUACAAGAGUUUCCAACCAUAAGGCUUUGACUAGGAAAAGUGUGGUGGUUUAGAUAUUAAAAGUGGUGUUUUAUGGGAGGUGUCGCUUAUGAGACAUGGUUGCACAUGGAGCCAUGGAGGUUCAACUGUUAUAUUGAAAAAAAACUCUAGAUGAUAUUACCUUAUCACAGAAAUAAUCUUGUGUUAGUUUUUUAAAGAAAUGAAUGUUCUGAGGUUAAUGUAUUUAAAUGGAGGGUGGCAGGUGGCCUGUGGAAAAAAAAUUAGCAGGUGUUCUUUUUCUCCCUCUCUUCUGAAAGAAAGAGCCUUGUUGCAGGUUAACAUAGGUAUUAAAUAUCAUAUUCUCCUUCAUGCCUUUCCCCCAACUCCACCACUUAACCCCUUUCACAGAGAAAUUUAAUAUAAUUACUAGCCUGAUACAUCCAUUAUCAACUACAGAGUUGGAUAAACUAUAAACAGAAAUAGCAACAAGUGAGUGGGUACUUUUGAUUACAGUCGAUUUGAUUACUUUAUUUUCAGUGCAUAGCCAUUGAGGACAUUAAUCCACAAGCCCCAGUUCAUUUCCUGGUUAUACCAAAGAAAGAAAUAAGAAAGAUAACUGAUGCUACAGAUGAGGAUGAACAAGUAUGCACAUACCAUUUUGUUUGUUUUAAGUACAUUUACCUCUUGAUUUUUAUAUGACUGCUGUGUUUAAGAAUUAAGGUAUUGCUGUUAUUGCAAGUUAAAUUUACUGGAUUAUUAUUUAAUACCCUCAGAGAGCUGUUAUCCCAACCAGGAAUUUGGGUGGGUGUGUGCCAUGAGCACCCUAAAUCCCUUAGCCCAUUAGUAUAGGGUCAAACCCUUAAAAAGUUGACACUCAUAAGACCAGAGUAAUUGUGUUCGGGUUCCCUGUGAGGGUAUCUUGGAGGGUGUACCACACUAUUGACUAAAAACCUACCCCUAUCCUGCCUCCUUUAUAGUUUCAUCCCGGGGAAUAUUUCCCAGUAGUAGGCUAAUGGUUAUAUGUGCUGCUGGAUGGGGUCGCAUUUUCACGACAGGAUUGACUAUUAUGGAGUUGCAUUUUUAUAAGUUACUAGAAUGAGGUUGCACAUUUUCAGGCUUUUGGGGGGUCAGAAAAUUCAGGUAUGAAGGGAUUUAAGAAUAGAAAGAUUUACAGCACAUAAAGUUUAAUGAAUGUGUUAGUUCAUUUCAGGGUAUCCAGGGAAAAAGGCUUUAUAAGGUAGAUGCAUAAACAGAAAGUGACUAAUUUGGGAUUGUGAAAAUUACUUUUUUCCCAAAGUGACUUUACAUGAGAUCUGUAAUAUGGCCACAGAAUAGACUAUAAUGGGAUAGGGAUUCUGAGAGGCCAGCGGGACAUACCAAGAGCAAAAAUUAACCCAAGUAACUCCCCCCCGCCAUCUCACCUCCACGGUAGUUUCAUAGACAUAAUAGACCUCCCUACAGACAGCUGACUGAUACCUGCACUCUGCCCAAAGAUUUGAGACUUUUAAAGGAAAAGUGGAAUAGCAGAUCAGGCUAGAAAUGGGGAAUUCUGGAUCCUGUUAACCUGUCCUCUCUCUUUCAACUCCUUUUUGCACCCAGUCACUUUGAGAGAGAAAUCUUUACAAUGAAAAUGUAUCAGGGCUGUCAUUACUUUUUAGAGCAGCCGUAGCAAAUUAAGAUUCAACCGUAACUUCUUCCCAGAACUUUGUAGUGUCACCUUUACCUUUCCGCUUUGAUCACCCGUAAAAUGAAGUCAGCUCAGCAGUAACAGGUGUUACAGGUUACAGCCCUUAAUGACAGCUUUGCGUACAUGUAUGACUAUGUUUUUUUUUUUCAGCUUCUUGGUCACUGUAUGAUUGUUGCAAAGAAAGUAGCAGCCCAGAAGAGUAUUGACCAGGAAGGCUAUCGUGUGGUAAUCAAUAAUGGUCAACAUGGCUGUCAGUCUGUCUAUCACAUCCAUUUACACAUUUUAGGAGGGUGAAAGCUCAAGUUACCUCCAGGGUGACUAGGUAAUAUCUAAUUUAUUUUAAUAUCUUGAAGUCCACAUUAUUCUGUUCUUGAUAUGUUGUUCCAGAAAACACCCUUUAAAAACGUCUGUGUAGUGUAAUAUAAUAUAACGCCACUGUGUAAUAUCCUCCGCUUACGUGUAUAAACUCCCCACUUAAAAUAACACCUCUGCAAUAAUAUUAUAGGCCCACAUUCUACCUGAAAACAAAGAAAAUUAAGACAGAAUCCAUCAGGAAAUUGAGUAAUUUUAAUUCUCAGUGGCCAAAAAUCUUGCACCAGAAUAAUUUAAAGAAUAUUGCAUUCUUUUUUGCAUUUUUCGAGGCCCAAAGAAAAUUUGUCAUAGGAGUCCAAGAAAAUGAAGGUCAAAUUUCACAAGAAUUGUGAAAACAGGUAAACUUCUGAAAAUUUCAUGUUUAAGAUGCAAUUUUGUGAAAUUUGACCUUCAUUUUCUCGGCCUCCCAUAAGAAAUUUUCUUUGGCGUUAUUACAGAUAACUAAUUACAUCUUAAGCCCCUGAAAAAUGCAAAAUAUAUAGGGGAUAUUACACGGUGGCGCGAAGAUAGGAAUUUUAUUUUCGAGUGGCAAAACAAAAUUUUACGAACGAGCGCAGCAAGUAAAAUAUUGUUUUUGCCACGAGAAAAUAAAAUUCAUAUCUUCAAGCCACCGUGUAAUGUUCUUUUUAUUAUAUAGACAAAAAUACAUCGAUAAAAUAAUAGAGGGAAAUGACCGAAAUUACGUCAUCGAUAAACUCACGUGUGAGAUUAUGGAAAAUAAACCACUCGGGUCCCGGAUGUAGUUUUUAUGAAUUUUACGAGUGGUAUAUUUUCCAGUAAAACACUCGUGUCUAUAUAAUAAAAUGCAAUAUGCUCUUAAUUAUUCUGGUACAAGGUUUUUGUCCACUGAAAAUUAAAAUAUUAUUACUCAGUUUCCUGGUGGAUUCCGUCUUAAUACAUCUGAUUAUAAGCCCCCACCCCUUCCCUCCAUCUGUAUUGAGGUGAAAACGAUUUAUCAUGAUGUUUUGAUCUGCACUACUAUAGCUUGUUUUAAAGCGCUUUUUCUAUUUCUGUUUUAAGCGCCCGCGGAUAUAAGACCCUCUGAUUAUAAACUCUCCUUAAUCCCUUAAGAUGAUUUGUAAGCUCAGGGCUUGUAAGCGGCAAUUUAUGGUAAUUACCCAUACUCUUCAACAGAAG
This is a messenger RNA of Porites lobata, 7822 nucleotides long. NCBI's taxonomy places the organism in Eukaryota, Metazoa, Cnidaria, Anthozoa, Scleractinia, Poritidae. The record is from the annotation of a GenBank genome assembly.